Messenger RNA from Stereum hirsutum FP-91666 SS1, 2100 nucleotides. RefSeq lists its product as uncharacterized. The transcript has 5 exons. The record is from RefSeq and is a predicted model, not a curated record. Bases 1 to 2100 code for a protein of 699 amino acids. Gene Ontology annotation, molecular function: protein binding. Lineage: Eukaryota; Fungi; Basidiomycota; Agaricomycetes; Russulales; Stereaceae.
AUGGAAGUUUUUGGGCAUAAACUUCACACUUGGUUGCGGUCUUACGGAUUACAAUCAGGUUCACAUACUGAACUCACCAAUACGUCUACACACAUUGCUCCAGUUCAAGACGUAGAACUACCGAAAGACCAGUCUUCAAAAACUCAACAAGACUCCACCACUGGUCUGACAUUUCUUCCUCCUCCCCCAAUAUCCCGAUUACCGGUAGAAAUCUUUCGGAUCGUCUUCUCCUAUAUCGUCUCCUCGAGCAUUGCGACAGACGACUCGGAGCGCGAUGCCCAGUGGUAUGCGUACUCGCAAGUAUGUAGCCACUGGCGCAACAUCUCCCUUCGCUCGCCUUCUCUCUGGACGACCAUCACAAAAGAUACCCCGGCUACGUGGAUAAGCAUAUUCCUCGACCGAUCCGCCUCGCAGCCGCUUUUCGUUUAUUUCCUCGUUCGGAAAUACUUAGAGCAGGACCGUUUCGCGCGCCUCUCCUGCGAGAUGCAUCGGGUUCGCGAACUGACGAUGGACUUAGAGCACUUAGGUGCUGAAACAGAUUACUUUCCAUCCGGAGUAGAGGUUGCUCUAUCGAAGCCGGCUCCUGUCCUCGAAACUUUCAUCGCUAUCGAUCACUCUGCUGACUGGGAUUGGGAGCUUCCUCGCAAAAUGUUCAAUGAUGAGGCACCACGUUUACACAGCGUGAAAUUGGCCGGCUUCAUGAAGACUCAGUUGGACACGACGCUUGUUAAACAUGCUCGACAUCUCGAUGGCGGAUGGCAACAUACGGCGUUUUUUAUCGCUCCUAUGCUUGUCAACGCACCGUUCGUCGAGACUUUGAAGUACACUAUGGGCCCCCACCCGGACUUCGAUCCUGAAGUUGAGGAGGUUUUGGGCGGUCUGCGAGACAAGGGUGUACAGUUUCCCUUCGAGCUUCCCCACCUCAGGCGUUUUCAGGUCGACAGAUGUAUGACCAACGACCUUUUACGAUUCCUCGACCAUUUCAUCAUCCCACCUUCCGCCCGCUGGGAGAUCAACUUCAACCACCACUGGCACGUCCGGAGCACCUCAUGGAUUCGCACUUUGGACCUCCUUACUAAGCACAUCCACUAUCGCCAAUCUCCUGAAGUCGCGGGGCCCCUGCACGACCUCAAACUCGAUUUGGGCCACCGAAUGUUACGUGCGGGUGGGUGGACAGACGGAGUGCUUCCGAAGUAUUGGUGCCGCGGGUACCGUGCCCCAGGUUUGGACUACGACCGUGCGGAAUUCGAUUUCGAACUAUACUACAACGAACGGGACUUCUCCCUUCACGCUCAUCGAGGAGCAUCCAUGUAUACACCAUUCGAUGAGACGAUCGACCUCUUCACCAGGCUUCCGCUCUCACAAGUUCGAAACGCUUGUUUUACGUCGUACGAGCUCCUACGCAAGGACCACCCUGAUAUCGCUGACUGCUGCAACGCCCCCUCGAUGUGGAGGAGGAUACUGCGUCGGUUUCCUGAGUUGAGGACGAUGCGGUUGUCGCGGGGCGUGGUGUUUGGCGUUUUCAGAGCGUUGACCGACGAACACGAGGCGAGGAGGCCUGCGUUGCGGUAUCUCGAGGAGUUGAUCGUCAAUAUGCGCAAUUCGAAGCAGUAUCUGGCUUGCGGGUUGUCUCCGGCUAAUUCGGUAGCUGUGAUGAGACAUCUCUACGGUUUCGUCAAGCUGCAGCAUGAUGCCGGUCGACCUGUGGGGAUCUUGCGCACCGAUCUCUGUGAGACGUUGUGCUCUUCCGAAAUAGCGAUGGAUGCGUUCGUGGCGCUGGUCAAUGUGGGUGUGUACUGUACCCAGUGCGGACGCGAGGUCCUCAGAGCCUUGAUGGACGACAAGAAGAUGGCGAAGAUCGAAUUCAUUGUGCCCUCGGGAGGGGACAACUACGAGAGGCUUGUGAUUUAUAUCAACGAGAAAUAUGGGUACAGCAGCAUCACCGAGUUUGUUUGUGAGUGGUACGGCCUAUCAAGCAAAAACGCAUACUGUGUCUCGAUCGAUGUUAAGGAAAACACGAUGCCUUGCAUGGUUGUUCACGUGUCUGAUGAGGAAGAAGAGAUGGAAGAGGGUGGCCAGUCGAACAUGAAUCAGGGCUGA